CACACACAGAGAGCUCGUCGUUCACUCAUCUUGAGACCAGCUACAGCUAGGGGAACAUUAUAAAAGCACCACCGUCUUUGUCUUUGUCGCAUCUGCUGUGCUGCUUCUCGUCAAACCCUAUACGAUCCUGCCCGCGGGCGCGCUUUGUACCACCUCAGGCUAGCGCCGCGACGCUGCUAGAUUCAAUACCUUGCUCGCUUGCCUGCUUGCCUGCCCACACACCCACCACUAGUGUCAACCACCCAUAGCACACCCUUCCCCCAACACGCACAAAGAUGGUACCUGAAGUGACCGCAACGCAAGUACAGGCACAUGGGGCGGACUCCACCCACGGCAACAACACCAAGGCCAUCACCCCGGCUGGCACCACCGCGCAGCCCGCCAAUGGCAGCGCAAACACCGAGAACCCCAACCAGGGCGUCGGAGAGGCGAUCAUGUACCAUGCGCAGGCCAUAGUCUGCAACAAUAAGGGCACUUCUGGCAAGGAGACAGGAAAGACGUUCGCAGCGCAGGACAAACUGCCCAAGCUGCCCAUCCCGAAGCUAGAGGACACGUGCCGGAGAUACCUGCACUCUCUGCAGCCACUGCAGGAGCCCGACGACCAUGAACAGACCAAAAAAGUCGUUGAAGAAUUUCUCAAGAAUGAAGGGCCAAGGUUGCACAAGAACCUGGAAGAGUAUGCAGCCUCGCGGACGAGCUACAUCUCCGAGUUCUGGGACGAGAGCUAUCUUCAAGCCUCCGAAUCUGUCGUGCUCAACCUCAAUCCUUUCUUCAUACUUGAAGACGACCCGACGCCUUCACGCGGAAACCAGCUGAUGCGUACCACCAAUUUGAUCCUCGCCUCCCUCGCAUUCAUCCAUGACAUGCGAAACGGCGUGCUGGAGCCAGACAGGGUCCGCGGCACGCCUCUUGAUAUGUACCAAUACACCCGUCUCUUUGGCACGGCAAGGAUCCCGACCGCGCAAGGAUGUCGCAUGGUGUCGGCCGUUGAGUCGCGUCACAUUGUCGUCUUCCGCCGUGGGCAGAUGUAUUGGUUCGAUACGCUCGAUGCCAAGCAUCGCCCGCUGCUGUCGGAGCGUGCGCUGUUCGCAAACCUGCAAGCAAUCUGCAAUGACGCAGACAAUGUCGACAGUCAUGAGGUCGCCGCUGCGUCGCUCGGCGUGCUGUCGACCGAAAACCGGCGCGUGUGGUCCGCGCAUCGCAACACACUGCACUCGGACCAGCACAACAGCAAGUGCCUGCAGGUCCUGGACACCGCGCUUUUCGUUGUUUGCAUGGACGACUCGGAGCCCUCGUCGAGCGCCGAGCUGUGCAACAACAUGCUCUGCGGGACGUACCAGCUCAGCAAUCGCGUCCAGGUCGGCACAUGCACGAACCGGUGGUACGACAAGCUGCAGAUCAUUGUGUGCGCCAACGGCGCUGCGGGUAUCAACUUUGAGCACACUGGCGUCGAUGGACACACGGUGCUGCGCUUCGUAGCAGACAUAUACACAGAGCUGAUCAUGCGCUUUGCCAAGUCGAUCAACUCAGCGACUAAGUCGCUGUUUCAGGCCAAGACGUCGCCAUAUGCCAGGGGCAUUGGAAGCAAGGCCAAGUCUAUUCCAGAGGAGGAGGAUGAAGAGGAGUAUGAAGAGGAGUACGACACCGAACCGAAGAAGCUCGAGUGGAACCUGACGCCGCCGAUCAAAGCGGCGAUCCGCUUUGCCGAGUCUCGCCUGAGUGACUUGAUCUGCCAGAACGAGUGCCAGGUGCUUGAGUUUGAUCGGUACGGCAAGAACUUCAUAACGCGGCACAAAUUCUCGCCGGACGCGUUCGUCCAGAUGGCCUUCCAGGCGGCGUACUACACGCUCUACGGUCGCUUCGAGACGACGUACGAGCCAGCGAUGACCAAGGCGUUCCUGCACGGGCGCACCGAGGCCAUACGCACGGUGCAGCCUGUGAGCGUCGACUUUUGCAAGGCGUUCGUCAGCGACAAAGCCGAGGUCCAGGAGAAGAUCAACGCGCUGCGCAAGGCGUGCGACGCACAUGCUAAGCUUUCGAAGGCUUGUGCCAGCGGACAAGGCCACGAUCGACACCUGUAUGCCAUGCUCGCACUCUUCAAGAAGCAGCAGCAGAUGGAAAAGGACAGUAAGAGCGGCAAUGGCAACAGCAGGAGUAGCAGCUGCUGCACCGCGAAUGGAAGCGGCGAGUCCACACCGGCGAUCUUUGAAGACGCAGGCUACACCACCCUCAACCACACUGUCCUCUCCACAUCCAACUGCGGCAACCCGGCGCUGCGGCUGUUCGGCUUUGGGCCUGUCGCACCGGACGGCUUCGGGCUGGGGUACAUCAUCAAGGACGACGCGAUCAGCAUCUGUGCGUCGUCGAAGCAUCUGCAGACGAAGCGCUUCCUCGACACGCUGCGUGAGUACUUCCUCGAGAUCCAGCGCAUGAUCAUCAGUGUCUACAAGGCCGCCAACACACGCGCCGUCGAGACGUACAUCGACCACUUUGGCGUCGAGUGCGAUGUGCGCACCGGCCUGCCCAUAGGCUCCAAGCGCCCAUCCACUGCCGGCGCCAGUGCUUGCGCUGGCGCUACAGCGAACGGAUACCCGGAUGACUGGGACGUGUGGGAAAAGCAGGGUGGCGGAGUCAGCGGCUACUCGUUCUUCGACGCUGGCUCCGCUGCAGAGGUGCAGAAGCACAGGCGGAAGCGCUCCACCGGAAGUCGCGCGUUCAACGUCGGACGGAAGCUUGUGUACAACGAAUAUUCAUGAGCCGCUCUGGCCCAAGAAACUUAGCAUUGUCCCAUUCUCGAUACAUACAGCAUUCGAUCAAACGUGUAUUGCCGCAUUUUUCCUGAUCAUAGUGUGGAGCAUUCCCU
This is a messenger RNA of Tilletiaria anomala UBC 951, 2863 nucleotides long. RefSeq lists its product as uncharacterized. Gene Ontology annotation, molecular function: carnitine O-acetyltransferase activity. Lineage: Eukaryota; Fungi; Basidiomycota; Exobasidiomycetes; Georgefischeriales; Tilletiariaceae. The coding region runs from base 276 to 2756 and encodes 826 amino acids. Gene Ontology annotation, biological process: carnitine metabolic process. Gene Ontology annotation, cellular component: mitochondrion. The transcript has 3 exons. The record is from RefSeq and is a predicted model, not a curated record.